AUGGAGGAGACAGGGAGUCCCACGGGACAAGCGCCGAUCGUGUCCUUCGCUUUGAACGUGAUUAUCAACCCCCAAAAUCCUCGCCUAGACAUCGUCUUUGUGCAUGGCUUCAACGGCCACCCUGAACGAACCUGGACGGAUAAGACCGCCGAAGCUACAUCCAGGAACGAGUCUCGUAGCGACGAGCGAGGUCGUCCAUCAAAAUUUCGAAAACUAAUGCCUGGGUCGAGACAAAUAAGUUCCGUUUCUCACGAUGGUCCCGUUUUUUGGCCCCGGGAUUUGGUUCCCAAAAUCGUCCCCGAUGCACGAGUCUUGAGUUAUGGUUACGAUACCAAAAUCCAGCGAUUCUCUGGGCCGCCCGUCAGCACUCACACCGUGUACGACAUAUCCAAUGAUUUCUCUAUCGCACUCGAAGCUGAACGACAAGAUGAGCCGAAGAGGCCUCUCAUAUUCAUUGCUCAUAGUCUGGGGGGGAUAAUUGUUAAGGACUUGCUUCGCAGGUGCGGUCAGUCCUCCGACCAGAGCCAUCUACACAUUCGUCCGAUUUUUGAGUCUACUAUCGGUAUCAUGUUUUUCGGCACUCCACACUCCGGUGCAGACCCGGGUGGCUCGCUUAUUCACUUUGGAGAAAGAGUUCUCAAAGCUCUGGGUCAUUCUGUGAACGAAAGUAUCCGGGCUUCCCUCCUCCCAACAUCAGAACGCCUGCGCGAGCUGCGGGACGUUUUCGGCCCAAUGGCUCGUGAGCGCCGGUGGAAGAUACAUUCCUUCCAAGAGCAAUACGGUUUCAUGGCCCUUGGCGGUCAGAAGGUUGUGGAGGACACUUCCUCAUACGUAAAUAUUCCCGAUCUCGAAAUAGUUGAGCAUAUCAAUCAAGAUCACAGCAAGAUGUGUCGCUUCUCUAUAUUAGACGACCCUGAAUUCGGGAAAGUUAAAGCAGCCAUAAAACGAAUGCUACUGGAUAUACCAGAGAAGGAAAUCGAGCCACAGGUUUCAGCCUUCACGAGGGCACCUCUCACAACAACUCAAAAAGAAGAAAUCUUGGAAUCGCUUAAGUUCAACCAAAUCGAUGCACGGGUUUCUACAAUCGAAAAGGCCCACAACAAGACAUGCAGAUGGAUACUUCGCACUCAAGAAUAUCGCGAUUGGACCAACCCCAACAAAACCCGUGCCCAUCAAGGCUUUCUGUGGAUGAAAGGAAACCCGGGGACUGGAAAAUCCACUUUGAUGAAAUUUGCUUAUAACGCGGCCAAAAAGAACAGAGGGAAGAAUUCAUUCAUAUUUAAUUUCUUCUUCAAUGCACGGGGAACACCGCUGGAGAGAUCAACAACUGGGAUGUAUCGGUCAUUGAUCGUGCAGAUUCUCGAAAAGUUUCCCAAGCAAACGUGCGUCUUCGACUCGCUUGAAUUAGGUGCUAGGAUUGUGCCUAGCUAUAUAUGGGCCAUCGAACCUCUGAAAGAAUUGCUACUAGAGGUCCUUCUAACAUUAGAAGAAAUAGCCAUCAUAUUCUUCAUCGACGCUCUGGAUGAGUGUAAUGAGGAUGAGAUUAGAAACAUGAUCAAGUUUUUUGAAAACAUAGGACAGGAACAUCCAUCAAUAAACUUGAGCAUAUUCUUCUCCAGCCGACAUUAUCCACAUAUCACCAUCGAUUUUGGCCUCAGCCUAUGUCUUGAGGAGCAAGAUGGCCACAGUAAUGAUAUAACAGAUUAUAUCCAGAGUGAACUCAGGAUCGGCAAGAGCAACACGGCAAAAGGAAUACGCGAGGAAGUUCAAAAAAAAGCCCAUGGCGUUUUCAUGUGGGUUGUUCUUGUUGUGGCUAUUUUGAACAAGGAAUAUGACAACGGCAAUAUGCAUACACUUAAGCGGCGCCUAAAGGAUCUUCCCAGUGAUCUUUACACGUUGUUUGAAGACAUCAUCUUGCGAGACGAUCGAAACCGGGAUAGCAUGCUUUUGUGCGUCCAGUGGCUUCUUUUUGCCAAAAAACCUUUGAGUCCAGAACAACUUUACUUUGCUAUCAGACACGGUCUUGAGUCUACUCCCCCAGAGCCGUGGGACCAAGACGAAAUCACCCGAGAUACCAUUCAAAAGUUUCUACUCCAUUCAUCCAAAGGGCUCGCUGAAGUUACCAAGUCGGAACAGCCCACUGUCCAAUUCAUCCAUGAGUCUGUCCGCCAGUUCUUCCUCCAGAACACCGAUUUGGUAAAGAUCUGGCCUGAAAUCGACACGAGAUUCGAGGCCAAUAGCCAUGAAAGGCUGAAAUACUUUUGCCUUAGCUACAGUAAUCCUGAGCUGGAAUUCUUCUACUCUUUUGGCCAAAACCCUAUAAUGUCCGUGAAGGAGCUACAUUCAAAAUUUCCUUUGCUCGAAUACUGUGUUCAAAAUCUUAUCCACCAUGCCGAAAUGGCAGCAAAUGGAGGUGUUGACCAGCUUACAUUCGUUUCUUGCUUUAACCACUCUGAAUGGAUUAGGAAGAACAAUAUCUAUGAUAUUAGCCAAGUACGGCAAUAUACACCGAUGGCAAGCUUGCUGUAUAUAUUGGCUGAGGCAGACGCAUCUCAUCUAAUCCAACACUGUUCCUCGACUGAGACUUCAACAACGCUCUCAUGCCUCAAGGUAGAGGACGAGAGAUACGGCUGUCCAUUUUUUGCCUCAAUUGCUACGUCGAGCCUCAGCGCUUGCGAUAAAUUAUACGACAUAAUGGCUCCGUCCCAGUCAGAGAAUGCCUUGGCUCUGUCAGCAGAGGCUGAAUCUCCCCAUCAGAAAAGGCCAUGCUUCACGCUGAGUUCCAGAUUCAACUUCUCAAAAAGUAAAACGUUGUUGGAACAGGCAGUUGAAUUUGGGAGCAAAGAUCUUGUUGCAUUUCUUCUUCAGCAUGAUAUACACACCUCAAAGGCUGUCGGUUAUGACACCACCCCUCUCUUGCAUCUUUCCGCUCAGAAAGGUCGUACGGAAAUCUUAAAGGUCCUGUUAGAAAGCGUCAAUGGCAACCCAGAAUCACAGGAUGCAUUUGGGAGGACUCCGCUCAUGUCUGCUGCUUCAGGGGGCCAUCACCACACCGUCCAAGCCCUCCUUGACAUAGCCAAGGUCGAUCCAAAUAUGACAGACCCAUACGGAGACACCGCAAUCUCACUUGCUAUUCAGACAAAUAAGAGGGAAGUCAUUGAGGUUCUACUUAGGGCAGACAAGCUCGACCCGAAUAUUGCGGACACAGGUGGAAGAACUCCUCUAUCAUGGGCUGCCCAAAAGUGUAACUCAGAGGUGAUCAAUGCUUUUCUUGCGAUAGAUAAGGUUGAUCUAAACCUUGCGGAUAGAGAUGGCAGAGCUCCUAUAUCAUGGGCUGCACAAAACUACAAUUCAGAGGUGAUCAAAGCUUUUCUUGCGACAGGUAAGGUUGAUCUGAACCUUGCGGAUAGAGAUGGCAGAACUCCUCUAUCAUGGGCUGCUCAAAACUACGAAACAGAGGUAAUUAAAGCAUUUCUUGCAACAGAUAAGGUUGAUCCGAAUCUUGCAGAUAAAAAUGGAACAACUCCUCUAUCAUGGGCUGCUCAAAAGCCUACGCCAGGGGUAGUGAAAACUUUACUUGCAACAGAUAAGGUUAACCCGAACCUUGCAGAUAAUAAUGGAAGAACUCCUCUAUUUUGGGCUGCUCAACAUUGGAGCCCGGAGGUAACUAAAGCAUUUCUUGCGGCAGAUAAGGUUAAUCCGAAUCUUGCAGAUAAAAAUGGCGAGACUCCCUUAUCAUGGGCUAUUAAGAAUGACCGCAAGACGAUUGCUAUUUUCCUGCUGGGGUCGCCUAAAGUUAGUGGCAAUCUUGAAGAUCAUGCGGCCUGGCUUUCUGCAUCAAUUCCCCGAUCUUGUUGGGGCCGAUCGAAUUCCUACAAGUCAACGCCUGCAAGGCAGUCAUAA
This is a messenger RNA of Clonostachys byssicola, 3903 nucleotides long. Lineage: Eukaryota; Fungi; Ascomycota; Sordariomycetes; Hypocreales; Bionectriaceae. The record is from the annotation of a GenBank genome assembly.